AUGUUCGGAAUUUCCUAUGGAGAGGCUUUUCUUCUGCUCGGAGCUGCUGCUGCUCUUAUUGGCCCAAAAGAUCUACCGAUUAUAGCUAGAACAGCUGGGAAAUUGGCUGGGCGUGCAAUCGGAUAUGUUCAAGUUGCCCGUGGCCAAUUCGAAAGUGUCAUGCAGCAAUCGCAAGCUCGCCAGGUGCAUAAAGAACUGCAAGAUACAAUGGCUCAGUUAGAAGCCAUACGUCAUGAAAUUCGGUCCAUUUCUUUCAUGAAUCCUGGUCCAUUAACAACUAGGCCAGUGGACAAUGUUGCUAGCCAUACACCUUCUGGCAAUGUGGACGAGGAAACUACAAAACCUUCUGAAGAGAACUCAGCAAGAGUUAAGAACGCUGCAACAACUGCCACAUUGAAUGAUCAUAGAUCAGCAACCUUAGAUUUGUCUGAUAUACAUAGACAAGCAACUGCAUAUACAAGAUUGGCCGAAUCCACAUCCUUAGUGCCGGAAUAUUACCAAACCGAAAAGAUGACUUAA
This is a messenger RNA of Fraxinus pennsylvanica, 519 nucleotides long. The record is from the annotation of a GenBank genome assembly. NCBI's taxonomy places the organism in Eukaryota, Viridiplantae, Streptophyta, Magnoliopsida, Lamiales, Oleaceae.